AUGAAAGAAGCUUCCAGCCCUGAGCUUCCAAGGAAUGGCUGUGACAACCCUGCUUUCCAGCUGAAUGAAGCAGAGCUACAUAAUGGCUAUUUUAAAAAGAACCAGAAAAAAAAUCAAAAUGAGAAGUCAAAGGAAAAGAUCAAGAUGGUUGGAAUUUUUGAGCUGUUUAGUUUUGCAGAUGGAUUUGACAUCCUUUUAAUAAUAGUAGGAUCUAUCGCAGCUGUUGCAGCUGGAACUGGGCAGCCGCUUAAGAUCGUUAUAUAUGGCCUCGUGACAAACAGCUUUGUGGAAACCAGUCUAAAUAUAUCUACAGGUAAAGCAUCACAAAAUUUCCCCAAACUGCCGAUAUAGGAUUCUGACUUGCUAGACCUGGAGAGAAUGAGUAUACAUGCUAGCUAUUAUGUUGGUCUUGGCUUUGGAGUUAUGCUCUGCAGCUUUAUUGAAAUCUGGGCCUUUGUGACUUCUUCUGCAAGACAAACAACCAGAAUACGCAAGAAGUUCUUUUUUUCUGUACUUCACCAAGAGAUGGGCUGGUUUGAUACUAUUCAGACUGGAACAUUGAACACAAGACUGACUGAUGAUAUUAAUACCAUUCAUGAAGGCAUCGGAAUCAAGAUUGGUAUAAUAAUUGAGGUUUUUAGCACAUUUGUAUCUGGGAUUAUCAUAGCAUUCGCGUACGGAUGGAAACUGACCCUGGUGACCUUGUGUAUUGCCCCUCUUCUUGUUGCAUCUGGGUUUGUGUGGUCAUAUCUCCUGGCAGUGUUGACUACAAAAGAGCUGUUGGCUUAUGCCAAGGCAGGUGCUGUAGCAGAAGAAGUCUUGUCUGCCAUCCGGACAGUUGUUGCUUUUAAUGGACAGGCAAAAGCCAUGUCGAGGUAUGAUUCAAACCUAGAGGAGGCUAGGACGGUUGGAAUGAAAAAGACCAUUGCCAAAAAUAUUACUAUGGGCAUCUCCAAAUUUGUGGUGCUUUCUGGCUAUGCACUUGGUUUUUGGUAUGGAACAAAACUCUCAGUGGAUGAGAAGAAUAACUAUAGCAUCGGAGUAAUUUUAAUUGUAUUGGUUGAUGUGUUCCUUGGUUCAUUGAUGUUUGCACAAAUUUUCCCAAAUGUUGAGAAUGUGUCCAAUGCUCGUGGAGCAGCCUAUGAAGUCUUUAAAGUAAUAAAAAAGCCCUGUCAGUUAGAUAGCAGUUCUGGUGAAGGGUUCAAGCCAGACAAGCUCCGAGGAGAGAUUGAAUUCAAAAACAUCAGUUUCAGCUACCCUUCCAGACCUGAUGCUCAAGUUCUCAAAGGCCUAAAUUUAAAAAUCCAGCCUGGAAAAACAAUUGCUGUUGUGGGUUCCAGCGGCUGCGGGAAAAGCACCACCAUUCAGCUACUGCAGAGAUUCUAUGAUCCAGUGGAAGGACAGGUUACCAUUGAUGGACAUGAUAUCCGGACACUUAAUAUCAAGUGGCUGAGAGAAAACAUUGGCAUUGUUAGCCAGGAACCGGUUUUGUUUGGGACCACGAUAGCAGGCAACAUUCGGUAUGGCCGGGAGGAUAUUACUGAUGCUGAAAUUGAGCAGGCAGCUAAAGAAGCGAAUGCUUAUGACUUCAUUUCAAAGCUCCCUGAUAGGUUUAACACCAUGGUUGGAGAAAGGGGAGCCCAGCUGAGUGGAGGGCAGAAACAGCGCAUUGCUAUUGCCCGUGCCCUGGCCAGAAACCCCAAGAUCCUGCUGUUGGACGAGGCUACCUCUGCUCUGGAUACUCAGAGCGAAUCCAUAGUGCAAGCAGCACUUGAUAAGGCCAGGACCGGUCGUACCACCAUUGUGAUUGCUCACAGACUCUCCACAAUCAGGACAGCAGAUGUUAUUGUGGGCUUUGCGAAGGGUGUUCUUGCUGAGCAGGGGACACAUGAAGAACUCAUGGCACAGAAGGGCAUUUACCAUGACCUUGUAAUGCAACAGUGUUACAGUGGAGACGAUCUAGAUGACAAUUCAAAUUCAGAUUUUGAGGAGGAGGAGGUUGAAAACUCUGAGAAAGACGACCAAGACAAUCCGGAGACAAAUGACUUGGAAAAUCCUGUUGCUGGCACAGAACUAGUUAAUAGGAGAAGGACCAACACAUACAGCAUCCGUCAUGUUACUAUGAAACAUUGCUCUGAAAGGAAGAAGAGGAAGGACUGGACAAAGAAAGAGAAGAAGGAUAAAGUGGAAGAGAAACUCCCUGAGGUGCCUUAUUCCAGAAUUCUGGCUCUGAAUAAGCCUGAAUUCUGCUAUAUUGUGGUUGGAGUCAUUGCUGCUGCCAUUGGAGGCUGUGUUAGUUCUGCAUUUGCCUUUCUUGUUGGUAAAAUCAUUGGGGUUUUUGAAGAACAAGAUGUUGUAAAGAAAAGCCAAAAUGCAACGAUGUUUUCUCUAUUUUUUCUUCUGCUGGGAGCAAUCAGCUUAAUAACAUAUAUAGUCCAGGGUUUCACAUUUGCAAAGUCUGGGGAUACACUGACUAUGCGAUUGAGAUCACUUUCAUUCAAAGCAUUGCUUCAACAGGAUAUUGGAUGGUUUGAUGACCCUAAGAAUGGCACUGGGAUUCUGUUAACCAGACUUGCAACAGAUGCUUCCCAAGUAAAAGGAGCUACUGGAAGUUGGCUGGCCUUAUUGAUCCUGACUACCUUCGCUGUAGGGUCGGCAGUAGUUGUUGCCCUUGCACAUGGCUGGCAAGUGACGUUGCUCAUCAUGGCCUGUAUGCCUGUCUUCGCUGGGUUGCAGGCCAUUUGUGUCAAAUUCCUGACUGGUUAUGUAGCAAAGGAUCAAAAAGCCCUUCAUGAAGCUGGAAGAAUUUCAACAGAAGCUAUAGAAAAUAUAAGAACUGUAGCUGCAUUGACAAGUGAAGAUACCUUUUUUGAGAAAUAUAAGGCAAGCUUAGAAGUUCCAUACAGAGACUCUCUGAAGAAAGCUCUACUUAUCAGCACUUCUUAUGCCAUAGCUCAAGGUUCUAGCUUUUUUGUACAUGCCAUCAUCUUCCGAUUUGGAGCAUGGGCCGUUUCCCAUUGUUUCAUUACCUCUGAACAACUUUUUAUAGUUUUUGUUUUGAUACUUUUUGCUAGUCUGGAGCUUUCUCGUGCUAACUCCCUUGCACCUGAUUUUGGCAAAUCAAAAAUAGCUGCCCAAAGAAUUUUUCAGCUUUUGGAUCACAAGCCGCUUAUUGACAGCUAUAGCGAAAGGGGUGAAAAAUUGGAAAAAUUUGAAGGGAACAUUGAAUUCAGGGAUGUCCAUUUUGUAUAUCCAGCCAGAGCAGAAGUUCAAGUUUUGCAAGGGCUCAGUAUACAGGUUACCAAAGGGCAGACUCUGGCACUGGUGGGGAGCAGCGGCUGUGGCAAAAGCACCUCCAUCCAGCUUCUGGAGCGGUUCUAUGACCCGCGAUCAGGACAAGUGUUAGCAGAUGGAGUUGACACCAAGUGUCUACACAUCCAGUGGUUCAGAUCCAGGCUGGGCCUUGUGCAACAGGAACCUGUUCUGUUUGACUGCAGCAUUGCAGAGAAUAUCCAGUAUGGAGACAACAGCAGGGUGGUCAGCCAGGAAGAAGUGGAAGCAGCCGCUAAAGCAGCAAAUAUUCACCAAUUUAUAUUCAGUCUCCCAGAGAAAUACAAUACUCGUGUAGGUGAUAAUGGAGUUCAGCUUUCAGGAGGACAGAAACAAAGAAUAGCCAUAGCUCGUGCCCUCGUCCGAAAACCAGAAAUUCUGCUUCUGGAUGAAGCCACAUCAGCUCUUGACACGGAAAGUGAAAAGAUUGUCCAGCAGGCCUUGGAUGAAGCUAGAAAAGGUCGAACCUGCAUUGUUAUUGCUCACAGAUUAUCAACUAUCCAGACUUCAGACAUCAUAGCAGUAAUCUGCAAUGGCAAAGUAAUGGAACACGGAACUCACAACCAGCUGCUGACAUUGAAGGGGUUCUAUUACGCUCUUGUCAAUGCACAAGUAUCCCAUUAA
Varanus komodoensis (Komodo dragon) is the source of this 3954-nucleotide messenger RNA. Its product is annotated as ATP-dependent translocase ABCB1-like. NCBI's taxonomy places the organism in Eukaryota, Metazoa, Chordata, Lepidosauria, Squamata, Varanidae. Gene Ontology annotation, biological process: transmembrane transport. Gene Ontology annotation, cellular component: membrane. Gene Ontology annotation, molecular function: ATP binding; ATP hydrolysis activity; ABC-type transporter activity. The transcript has 27 exons. The record is from RefSeq and is a predicted model, not a curated record.